UGCUUCACAUCUUUUCCCAUCAACACACCGUCCGUAAAUCUUUUACAAAGCUUCUUUCUUUGGCAAACACAAACAAGAGUUUUAAAAGAGAUCUGCAAAAGCAAAAUCCUCAAGUUCUUCCUUCGAACAAUAUUUGAAACAAUAGGAAACAUAUUGGAAGAGUACUAUUUUUCAGGUUGUGAAAUAUUUAUAUAUCUUGGUAGCAAUGGAAAGAAGAGUGAAUUACGAGAACGAUCUCAAUCUCAAGGCAACGGAGCUCAGAUUGGGGUUGCCCGGGAGUGAUGAGCCUGAGAAACAAUCGACUCCUUGUAUCAGAAACAAUAAGAGAUCUUCAUCAAUGAUUUCUGAGGAGUCAAGGUCUAAGAGCAGUUCUUGCGUGACAGAGGCUGGAAAUGAUGAUCACCAGGACACUGCCCCUCCUGCCAAGGCACAAGUUGUGGGAUGGCCACCAAUCCGAUCUUACAGGAAAAAUUGUUUACGGACCAAGAACAUUGAGGUUGAAGGGGCAGGGAUGUACGUGAAAGUAAGCGUUGAUGGAGCUCCUUAUCUCAGGAAGAUUGAUCUCAAGGUUUACAGAAGCUACGCGGAGCUGCUCAAGGCUUUGGAAAACAUGUUCAAGCUCACCAUUGGUGCAUACUUAGAGAGGGAAGGCUACAAUGGAUCUGAUUAUGCUCCUACUUAUGAAGACAAAGACGGUGAUUGGAUGCUUGUUGGAGAUGUUCCCUGGGAAAUGUUCAUCUCCUCCUGCAAGAGGCUGAGAAUCAUGAAAGGAUCAGAAGCCAGAGGCUUAGGCUGUGUAUGAGUCCCACAACGAACAAAUUGUUUAACAAGAAGAGACAAGUUUACAAGAAAUUUGCUUUGGCUAGGAUAAUCCGCAAGGAAGAUCAAUCUGCUCUCCCUGAGAGGCUACUUGCUAGAGGAAAAUUUCAGAGAUUAACAAGAUCGUCUAUUUUCCCUUUCUUUUUGUUUUCUUGAAUCAUUGCCGGCUUUGGGCCUCCUCUAAUUCAAAGAUCUAUACUUCUUUAUAAAGAAUAUAGCACAAAAUCAAAAGCAGGAAACGAAUAUAGAAUACUUGAGAUCCAACUGUAAAAAGGAAAUAUUGCUUUAUCAUUUUUCCACGAUAAGCAUAUGUAACAAGAAGAUUACAUGAAAUACAGUUCCGUAUGUAUUAUUUUGAUCA
Theobroma umbraticum is the source of this 1180-nucleotide messenger RNA. Its product is annotated as auxin-induced protein 22D-like. Gene Ontology annotation, biological process: regulation of DNA-templated transcription. The record is from RefSeq and is a predicted model, not a curated record. Gene Ontology annotation, cellular component: nucleus. Lineage: Eukaryota; Viridiplantae; Streptophyta; Magnoliopsida; Malvales; Malvaceae.